Messenger RNA from Bombina bombina (fire-bellied toad), 3964 nucleotides. RefSeq names its product CTD phosphatase subunit 1 (gene CTDP1). The record is from RefSeq and is a predicted model, not a curated record. NCBI's taxonomy places the organism in Eukaryota, Metazoa, Chordata, Amphibia, Anura, Bombinatoridae. Gene Ontology annotation, molecular function: RNA polymerase II CTD heptapeptide repeat phosphatase activity. Bases 387 to 3197 code for a protein of 936 amino acids. The transcript has 13 exons.
CCCGCCCCUGUACGCAAGAUAAUUCACCAAAGCGGGAAGACGGUGAACCUUAUCCUUGCGAGAGUUUCCCCUCCUCCUAUCGCCAUCAUCUCUAGUGUGCGCACCGAUAGGUGAAAGAGGGCGUGGCCCGGGAACUGCUAGCCAGCUGCGGAAAAUAAGCUCAACCUCCUUACUGGCUCCUCGCAUAGCGCGGCCUUCUGUUUACAAGUGGGCCGCACCCCCUCACAUGGACCCCUGAAUGUACCUAGCUGUCAGAUACAAAUCCGCGACACGCAGACUGCUCCUCCUUCGUCCGCGUCACGUGGUGGCUCCGCGCAGUGCCGAACUUGUUGCCAUAGAAACCGCGGGCUAUAGGAAUCGGUCGGCCCCGCGGGGCUGCCAAGGGGAUGUUAAACAUGCAGCAAAGAAUACAUGAUGAGCCUGAGGUGCCCCGACCACCGGGCCAGACCUGUGAAGUGCGGUACCCGGGGCCCCGGCCUUUGCGCUUGAUGGAAUGGAAGGUUUCAGUGGGGGGAUCUGUGCAGAUCGGUUCAGUACUGGCCUUAGGAGUCUCGAUCCCUGGUGCGGAUGCCAGAGAGCAGCGUGUCCACGAUGAAUCGGGAAAGCCACACAGAGUGCCAGAAAGGAAAGUCAAAUCAGAUCGGGCUGGAGUUGUGCUGGAGCUAUGUGUGCAGCCGGGGCAGGUCAUCUGCACAGGGGGUGUUUUAGUGAGGUUAUCGAGCUGUAACCAUCCUGUGGUUAUGAAGGGUUUAUGUGCAGAAUGUGGACUGGAUUUGACACAGCUGCAAAGCAAGAAUGGAAAGCAGCAGGUGCCAUUUUCAACUGCCACUGUCUCUAUGGUCCACAGCGUCCCAGAGCUAAUGGUUAGCUCUGAGCAAGCUGAACUGCUUGGACGUGAAGACCAACAUAGAUUACAUCGAAACAAGAAAUUAGUUCUCAUGGUUGAUUUAGACCAGACAUUAAUCCAUACCACAGAACAGCAUUGUCAGCAUAUGUCUAGAAAGGUCUCUGAGGAGCACCUUCCUCUCAUGUCGGGAUUUUUAGACCCUGAAAAAAAACUCUUUUCUCAUCGAAUAUUGUCCAGAGAUGAAUGUAUUGAUCCCUUUUCAAAAACUGGGAACCUUAGGAACCUUUUUCCCUGUGGAGACUCCAUGGUUUGCAUAAUAGAUGACCGUGAAGAUGUUUGGAAAUUUGCUCCCAAUUUGAUUACAGUAAAAAAGUAUGUCUACUUUCAAGGGACAGGCGAUAUAAAUGCUCCUCCUGGUUCAAAGGAAGCCCAGAUGAAAAAGAAAGUAUGUGGUUCAAAAGCAUCUGAAAUGUCAGAGGAGCCCGAGUCUCUUGUACGAGAUGGUGAACAGUCAAAGGUUGAUCUUCCAGAGGAACAAAGCAAUGGUUUUGGGAAAUGUCGAAAGGAGGUCAACGGGGGAAAUAAUGAACUUUCAAAAAGGGAGUGUGAAACCAAUGAUAGACUACUGGAACAAGACAAUGUCACUGAAAACCAAACCAAUGUUUUAGAUAGUAAGAAUGUUGCACAAUGUACAGAUACACUGUCUUCUUUAGAACAAGAUGUUGGCAAAGUGCAGGCAAAAACUGGUGCAUCAAAGGAUCUAGACUUUGACUUGUCCAGUGAUAGUGACAGUGAAUCAGAUGUUCAGAAAACACCAUCCUCUUCUUCAGGUAGUGAAAAUGAAGGCAAAAGAGCCUGGAGAAAAUCUAAAAAGCUUGAGGUAGAAUCUUCAUGUUCAAAGGAGCAUCUUACUGAAGACUGCUCUGACAAACUUUGCUCUGAAAACCAUUCUGGUGCUAACAGUCAUACACCCCAACUGGAAGAUAAGUCUGUAGCAGUUGAUGAUAUGGAAGUUCAGGUUGAAGUGCAGGAUAGCCUUUGUGACCUAGGCAAUGGUUGUGUAGAUAAGAAGGAGAUAGAAACUGAAUCUCAAAAUAGUGAACAGUCUGGUAUCACUGUGGGAGAAUCGCUUGAUCAAAGCAUGGAAGAGGAUGAUGAUGAUGAUAACGAUGAUCUGGAUGAAGAUGAUCAUCUGAUUUACCUUGAAGAGAUACUAGUGAGGGUACAUACAGAUUACUAUGCCAAAUAUGAGCGUUUUUUGAAAAAAGAGGUUGAUGAGAUGCCAGAUAUACGUAAUAUAGUACCAGAACUUAAAAGCAAGGUGUUGGAAAAUGCUAUCAUUGCAUUCAGUGGCCUUCAUCCCACAAACUAUCCAGUAGAGAGAACUCGAGAACAUUAUCAUGCUAGGGCGUUAGGAGCAAAGAUCAGUAAGAAUCUGAUCUUAAAUCCUGAUGACCCUGACAGGGUGACACAUCUUAUUGCAGCAAGGGCAGGUACAGAAAAAGUCAGACAAGCUCUGAAUUGUGUACACCUUUAUGUUGUAAAUCCUGAUUGGCUGUGGAGUUGUUUGGAACGAUGGGAAAAAGUAGAAGAGCAGCUGUUUCCAUUAAAGGAUGAUUACAUGAAGUCUCAAAGAACAAUAAGCCCUAGCACUUUUCCUGAUGUACACAGUGCAUUUCAGACGCCUCUUUUUCAUCCAACCCCUAUUCAUCCGAAGACCCAACCAGGUCCUGAAGUCCGUUUAUAUGAUCCAGUUACUGGGAAGCUUAUCCGAAAGUGUUCCCAAAGCUCCAGCCAGUCAACAUAUGCUCCAGCACCAUGUCCAUCUUCAACGUUACCAGCCCAUGGAGAGCAUUCGUCCUUCAGAGUUGUUCAACCUCAUCAAGAUGAACUGUUUGAUGAUGAAGAGCUACCCACUGCAAGUCCUGAUGAGGAACAGUCAGGCCCAUCCCGGAGAAAGAGGCAGCCAAGUAUGUCAGAGAGCAUGCCUCUAUACACACUUUGUAAAGAGGACUUGGAGAGCAUGGAUAAAGAAGUUGAUGACAUCUUAGGAGAAGGCAGCGAUGACAGCGACAGUGAAAAGAAGACUGUGAAAGUAAAGAAAACACAGAGCACAGCACAAGAAAAAACAGUUAAGAAUCCUGAACAUAGUACAGAAUCAUCUUCUUCAAGUGAUAGAAGUUUACUAGGGAAUGCAAAUCGAGGCCAAAAGAGAAAAUUGGAAGAGGAGGAGGAAGAUGGUGCAAGUGAAUCCAGUAAAGAGUCAAGCAAUGAGGAUGAAGAAGGAAGCAGCUCAGAAGCAGAUGAAAUGGCAGCAGCACUUGAAGCUGAGCUUAAUGACUUCAUAUAACAUCCUUCCCGCCACCGGAAUCAUUAGUAGCUCUUGUAGUUGCUGGCAUAAAUGGACUUUCAUUGCUUUCUUUGUUUUUGUUGUUAUCCCUUUUUUUCACUUUGCUUUUCAGAAAUGUCUGUAUAUUUUGCUGAGAACACAAAAGGGGACUGUUUUUAUACACAUUUUGAGCAAAUUGUUUUAAAAGUGUUUUACAUAACAAACGUAUCCUUUUUUGUCUUUUUGAAGAAAAAAGUAUUAUGGGAAAUUAUUGUGCUAUGCCAAAGACUUGUCAUUGGAGCUUUAUAUAAUGGAAAAGUUUGUUACUUUUUUGGGAUAGGGGUCAACAAGAUCUGUAGUUGUGUCCUUCCUGACUAUAUCAACAUAGGACUUUUUUUUUUUUUUAAGGAAUACAAUUUAUAUUUGUAUAGAUAUAGAAAAUGUCAUACAAAUGUUGCAGAAUUUACAGAUGUCAUAUGCCUCUAAUGACAAUGACUAAAUUUAAUGUUUUUAUAAGUUACUUUGUGCUCUAGUUUGGAUUUAUUAUAAAACAGUGUUUAGAUUUUUAACCUUUUCCUCUCUCUGUAUAAAAUAUAAGACUGAAGUGACAUACUGUCAUGGGAAUCAUACUCAUUUGUGGCCAUCUAGAGGAAAAAUGAGCUAUAGCAUAGCCUGAAAUAGGGUUUUAUUAAAUUGAGAGGACUAAUGUAAAUUUUUUGUAUAUUCUAUUUCAUAUUUGAUCCACAGAACAGAUUUUCUUUCAUUUAAUAAAAUAUCAAUUUUGUAGA